Molecule: messenger RNA, 2495 nt
Organism: Rhincodon typus (whale shark)
Lineage: Eukaryota; Metazoa; Chordata; Chondrichthyes; Orectolobiformes; Rhincodontidae
Gene: cpox
Product: coproporphyrinogen oxidase
Exons: 7
Coding region: 252-1574 (440 amino acids)
Cellular component (GO): mitochondrial intermembrane space; cytoplasm
Molecular function (GO): coproporphyrinogen oxidase activity
Source: RefSeq, a predicted model, not a curated record
UUUACGGAAACUGGAGAACCCCGCCCCUCUGGUAUAGAUAUUUUCCUAAACGACCAGUUCCGAGAUGUUAUUACGGACCAUCUCCGGAGUUGGUAGCUUUUGAAUUCGGUCUCCUAGCUCAGAGGUAGUAGCGUUGUCACAGGGAGCUUCUUCCAUGGUGUAACAUUCGGAAGGUAGCGCGUGGCCAUUCAUAAAAGUUCCCGGGAUUGGAACGUUGUGUCGCCCAGUGGAUCGCGUGCCGCAUUGUAACCAUGUCCCAGCUGAUCGCGCUGGCUCGCUGCGGAAGCUGCGCCCGGUCUGCCCUCGCCCCCGUUGCAGCGCACCAGCGAACCGGCUCCUUGCUCGUUGCCGGCGGAGCCGCCGCAAGCCGGCGCCUUUGCGGCGUGCGAUGGCUCAGCCGGCACGGCGUUCGGAAGUUCGGCCUGGGAGAUGCUUUUUGUACGGGCCUGCUGGUCGGCGGCGCCGUGCUGAUCGGGGUCACCGCCGCCGGCGUUGGGCUCACCCGCCAGCGGGCAGUGAUGGCAGCGGAACGCUGGCACGGAGGUGUCGAGCGGGAUCAGCAGGCGCGGGAUGAAAUAUUGCGAAAAUGCAAACACUUCAUGUCGGAUCCGGUGACCGACAUCAACCAGUUGCUGGAAAAUAAGGAGGACAUGAGGACUAAGAUGGAGUUGCUGAUAUUGGAUGUUCAGGCUGAUGUUUGCAAAGCCUUGGCUGAAGUUGACGGCGGUCAGACCUUCAAAGUCGACCGAUGGCACCGUAAGGAAGGUGGUGGUGGUAUAAGCUGUGUACUUCAAGAUGGCAAAGUGUUUGAGAAAGCUGGGGUGAAUGUUUCUGUUGUAUUUGGUAACCUUUCGGAGGAAGCUGCUAAGCAGAUGAGAAGCAGAGGAAAGUCAUUGAAAUCUAAAGACGGGCAACUACCUUUCUGUGCCAUGGGAGUGAGUUCUGUGAUCCAUCCCAAGAAUCCUCACAUUCCAACCAUCCAUUUCAACUAUAGAUACUUUGAAAUUGAAGAAGCAGAUGGUCAAAAAUCAUGGUGGUUUGGUGGGGGUACAGACCUUACCCCUACAUACCUGAAUAAAGAUGAUGCUAUCCAUUUUCACAAGACCCUCAAGGAGGCCUGCGACAAGCAUGAUAAAAGCUAUUAUCCAACUUUUAAAAAAUGGUGUGAUGAUUAUUUUGUCAUCAAACAUCGUGGGGAGCGUAGAGGAGUGGGAGGCAUAUUUUUUGAUGACUUGGAUUCACCCUCAGCAGAACAGCUGUUCAAAUUUGUCCGUAGCUGUGCUAAGGCUGUGGUUCCUUGCUAUAUUCCUAUUGUGCAGAAGCAUCUACAUGAUACAUAUACAGCAGAAGAAAAAGCUUGGCAGCAACUUCGGAGAGGCAGAUACGUAGAGUUCAAUCUAGUUUAUGAUCGAGGAACAAAGUUUGGUCUUGCAACUCCAGGAUCUAGGAUAGAAAGCAUUCUGAUGUCUCUCCCACUGACUGCCAGAUGGGAAUACAUGCAUAAUCCAGCCAAGGGCACAAGAGAGGCAGAAAUUAUGGAGAUAUUGAGAAAUCCCAAAGACUGGGUCCAUUAAUUCAGAUAAACAAGACUGCCCCAUGUUUAACCUAAAAGCAGAAGAUUAUUCAUUUUCGUUUGUAAAAUAUUAUAAAAUGAAGUUAUGUGCAACAUUGAGCUUAACACAGUGACUAUAUAAUCUUUUUUUUGUUGUAUCAAGAUAAAGUGUUCGAACUGUUUCCAGCAAAAUUGGAUCACUUUUAAACAGCGUAUACAAUUGAGCUCCGUAUAAGUUAGUAUUAUCUUUUGGUUAACUACCUUUCAACUGCCAUUGGAGUUGUACAAAACUCAUUUUUAAUGACACAGUAAGCAAAGAAUGAGCAAUAGAUUUUGAGCUGUUUUCAUUGAAAGGGUAAGGAAAGUCAUAGCAUAGCCCGUCAUUAACAAUCAUUGAUCGUGGUGUACAUUCUGCCUUAACGCAGACUUUAGUCACAAUCAAGUAUGCCACCCGAAUAGAAAUCUUUUAUAUAUUGUACGUUUUGUGUCAUUUUUUUUUUAAAAGCAUGUGAAUUACCUUUUCAUAACAAUAACAUGAAGGUCAGUUUUUGACUAAAAUGCUAAUGUGUUUUUCAAAGAAUGUUUCCUUUACAUUUAGAUGUGAUAUCCUUUUUUCCCAGCAACAUUAGAGCUACAGUUUGUAUUUAUAAAAAAUUAGCAAUUGUAAAGGAGAAAGUGAAAGAUAUUUAUUUUCAGUAUGUGAUAAAUGGAGAUUUGAAGUUUUCAUAUUCUGGAAUCAGUGAAAUAAAAUCACAGUAGAACUUGAAAGUGCCAUUAUUUCAGAAACAUCGUCGUGUGCAUUUUUUUUCACUUUGGAUUUAUUGAUAUAUUGACUGUUAUGUUACUGAAAUAUUAAUUAUUUCACUGUUCCUAAUAACUUUUGCUACUUGGAUAUCAAGCUGUGUUACUCACUGAAUGUAAUAAACUUUGUCAUUCUGGUUUC